AAUGUCGCCAAAUUUUGACACUUGGUGUCUCUGAAUGCUCUGGAUGUUCCGCGCGCAAUGUAGUAAAAGGUCGUUCAGCAAGUCGUCAAUUUAAAUUCAUUUGUUGUAACACGUGUCAGUGAAUACUUAUAUACUUAUUGAGUAUUGUUAUUAUUUAUAUAAAUAUUUUUAAACUAAUAUUUUAAUAAUAAAAAAUGUUACGAGAAUCAGUUGAAGAAAUAGCCGGAAAGCCUGAUGGCAAAAAUCGUAUCCACACUGAGACAAUAUCGGUUGAUUCACCACUUCGUAGAAGUUCGCGAAUUAAGCAAAAUCUUAAACAAAAUGAAUUUUCACCUGAAUCGUCUCUAAGCGACGCUAAUAAUACACAAACUUCAAGGAGUCCAAGACGACGAUUAAUUACCAUGGACAAUACGGUUUCUAUUGAAAAUCAAAGAAAUUUACGUUCUAGGACAAAUUCUGUAUCUUCAGAUAUUAGCGAAGUUCUAGAAACAGGUAUUAGUACACCAACAAGAAAAACUAAAAAUAAUGAUAAUAAAAUGAUAGGUAAUCGAAGAAGUAAACGCCUUGUAAGAGCUGGAUCAGAAGCGAAUUCACCACCAUCAGCAACAAGAAACACACGUAAUACAAGAGCUAGUUCUAUGGGACCUGAAGCUACAUCUGAUAAACUAACAGAAAAGCGAAGCAAUGAAUUAAUAAGUACAUCUAUUAGAACAAGAAGACGAUCUUCAUUAAUAUUUUCAGAAGUAACUACAGAAGAAAAAGGAAUAUCUAUGAAAAUUCCUAGGGUAACAUUAAAUCGUACAUUACCUGAUAUUAAUGAAAGUACACAAUCAGACUCAAAAAAUUCUCUUAAACCUAUAGAAGAAGAUGAUUCAUUGUCAUUUUCUAAAAACAAAUGUGAUACAAGUCAUAACAGUAUAUGUGAAAAAUAUUUAGAUAAUGAUGUUAAGAUAACACAACACAAUGCUCCAGAAAAUUCUUCUUCAAAUAAAAUUGAAGAUGUUGAGAAGAAUUUAAUUAUGGAUAAUAAAAAAAUAGCAGAUAAUAAUAAAAGUGCAGAAUUAGAAAAUAACAAAGCAUUAUCUCCAGAUAUUACAAUAAAAGAAAAAUCAAAUAAAUCUCAAAUACUUUCACAAAAUGAAAACCAAAAUAUAUCCAUGAAAUCAGAACUUGAGAAUUUAAAUGAUACUUUGGAAAAACAUGAAGAUAAUAGUAAUAAAAAGAUUCUUACAACAAAUAUUAUUAUUGACUUACAAAACAUGAAUAAUACGCAACAAAAUCCACGAUCUAGUUUAAUUUCAAAUAAUUCAAAUGAAGAUAAAUGUAAAUCUCCUUGUGUUAAAAUAAAUUUAACACCAAAACAUUGUUCUAAAAAAUUAUCAGAUGUGUCAAAUGAUAAUGAUAAUGUUUCUCUAAAAAAAGUUGAAAAUAUAACCGAUUCAAUUAAUGAUUUAUCAGUUAAAAGUAUGGAUAUUUCAAUAAAUCAAGAAAGUAAUUCUGAUAAUAUGAAAAAAUUAAUUACAAGUCCAGAAACAGAGCCAGGCAAUGGUAAUCCAUAUAAUGAAAAUCUAUCAGAUAAAAAUCUUUUUAUACAUUUAAAUGAUAAUAAAAAAGACAUAAAUAUAGCAAAUGAUAAUGAAUCUAUAGAAAUUAAUUCUAAAUUAAAUAAAAAAUCAGAAGAAAUUGAUAAUAUGAAUAUCAAAAUGGAUAUUUCAUGUGAAAAAGAAAGCAUGAAUGAGGAUGAUUUUGAAAAAGAUAGUACAAACCAAUGUAAAAUUACAAAUGACCAAUGUGAAAUUGAAUUAAAUAUUAAAAUGGAUAUUUCAAGCGAGAAGGAAAACAUGAGUGAAAAUGAUUCUGAAAAAAAUAAUACAAAUCAAUAUAAAAAUACAAGUGAUCAGUAUAAAAUAAAAAAUAGAAAUAAUGAAUCAAAUACAUCAGACAUUAUAUAUGAAAAUGAUGAAAUAAAUUGUACGAAAGAGAUUUUAUCACCUAAAUUAAAUAAUAGAGAAUUAUCAAAUUCAAUAGACAUGAAAUUAAUUGAUAUUCAUAACUUCGAUAAAUCAAAACAUGAAGAUACGAAUUACUUAGAAAAAAUAAAUGAAAUGAAUAAUUCAUCUUCUGAUCUAUCAAAAUCUUGUAAUACUGAUAUGAGUUCAGAGGAUUUAAUUGUAACCAAUAUAAAAGAAGACAAUGUAACUAAUUUGAACAAAAAUAAUUAUCCUGUUACAGAAUCUACUGAUUUGGCUCAAGUAGCAUCUGAAAAACAAGAACAUUUAGAAAAAGAUUCUGUAUUAGAUAAUUCUACUGAUUCUUUAAUGUUGAAGAAACAAUUACAAACAAAUGAAUUACAAUCAAAAGAAAAAUAUCCAGAUAUCAAUAAACCAAUAUCCAAAGAGUAUCAAGAAAAGAUUCAAAUUGGUGAUAAUAAUUCUGAUACAAAUAUGACAAAUUUAUUUCAAGACAUUCCAGCUACCGAAUGGAAAGAAAAAAAUAAUGAAUAUGAUAAAAAUUCUGAACAUUUGUCAACUGAAAAAUUGGAAAAUCAAAUGGAAAGUGAUUAUGAUCUUAUUUUAGUCGAUAAAGAGGCAUAUUCAUCUGCAGAAAAACUAAAAAGAGAGAAAGAAAUAUUUGAUUAUGAUUCAGAUGAUACUAUUAUAUUAAAAANGAAUCUAAUAAUAGUAUAGAUUCUGAUAUUCAAAAGGAAUAUAAUUUUCACGGUAAAAACAUUUCGAAGUUUUCCGAUGAUGAUAUACCAGGAGAUGAAUGUAGAGCAUCAGAAACGGAAUCAUCAGAUCCAGAUGAUAAUGGAUCAGAUAUGGCAGACUUUAUAGUUGAUGAUGAUGAAGUUGAAGAAGAAGAAGAAAGUGAAAGUGAAGAAGAGGAAAAGGAAGAAAUUGAAAACGAA
Messenger RNA from Apis dorsata (giant honeybee), 2908 nucleotides. Its product is annotated as asparagine-rich protein-like. The record is from RefSeq and is a predicted model, not a curated record. Lineage: Eukaryota; Metazoa; Arthropoda; Insecta; Hymenoptera; Apidae. The transcript is spliced from 6 exons. The coding region runs from base 195 to 2687 and encodes 830 amino acids.